Molecule: messenger RNA, 1101 nt
Organism: Trichoderma citrinoviride
Lineage: Eukaryota; Fungi; Ascomycota; Sordariomycetes; Hypocreales; Hypocreaceae
Product: GroES-like protein
Exons: 2
Coding region: 1-1101 (366 amino acids)
Molecular function (GO): oxidoreductase activity, acting on the CH-CH group of donors, NAD or NADP as acceptor
Source: RefSeq, a predicted model, not a curated record
AUGGACAUCCCGGCGACGAUGCGCUCGCUCGUGGCGACGCGAAAGGGCGGACCCGAGACCUAUGAGCUGCGAGAGCUGCCGGUGCCGAGCAUCACGAUGCCGACGCAUGUGCUCCUGAGGAUCCACGCGGCAGGCGUGAACACGGGGGAGCUCAAGGCUGCCAACGGGGAGCUGGGACUGUUUUACAAGCCAACUUAUCCAACGCAGCUCGGCAUGGAGGGCGCCGGCGUCGUCGUGGCCGUAGGAAGCGCCGUCAAGGAGCUCAAGGUCGGCGACGAGGUGUACGGGGCCUACAUCGACAAGCCCAUGUUCCUGCUCCCGCCGCCGGGGUUCCUGUCCGACUACGCGCUGGCCGAGGAGCGCUUCCUGCUGCGCAAGCCGGCGCACCUGUCGUUUGAGGAGGCGGCGGGCAUGGCGACGCUGGUCACGACGUCGUACCAGACGUGGCGGCGGGGCCUGCAGCUGCUGGGCGCGGAGAGCCUCGCGGGCAAGACGGUCUUCAUCCCGGCCGGGCUGAGCGGGACGGGGGCCAUGGCGGCGCAGACGGCGCGCAACGUGUUUGGCGCGACGCACAUCAUCACGACGGUGUCGACCAGGAAGCUGCCGCUGGUGGACGAGUACCUGCCGGGCGUGUACGACCGCGUGAUUGACUACCAGACGCAGCGGCCGAGGGACGUGGUGAGCCCGGGCAGCGUGGACAUCAUGUACAACACGCAGUGGGACAGCAUGGACGACGGCAUCCCGCUGCUCAACCCCGCGACGGGCGUGCUCGUGUCCAUCUCGAGCACGCCGGCCCGGGCGACGGCGAAGAAGAUCAUCGGCGAGGAGCGGUGGCGGUGGUGGGUCGGCCUGCUGCUGGACCUGUCGCAGCUGGUGUACUGGUGGAAGCUCCGGGGCACGAGCAUCCGGUACGAGAUGGUGUCGGGCAGCCUCGAGAUCCGCGAGGACCUGGAGAGGGCGGGCGAGAUUGUGGCGCUGGGCAAGGUGAAGGCGGUGAUGAGGGUGGUGGCCCUGGGGGACCUGGAGGCGGUGCGGAAGGGGUGCGAGGAGGUUGUCUCGGGCAAGGGAGGGAUUGGGAAGCUGGUGGUGAGGGUUGUGUAA